This is a messenger RNA of Sphaerodactylus townsendi, 1444 nucleotides long. RefSeq names its product NADH:ubiquinone oxidoreductase subunit A12 (gene NDUFA12). The record is from RefSeq and is a predicted model, not a curated record. The transcript is spliced from 4 exons. Lineage: Eukaryota; Metazoa; Chordata; Lepidosauria; Squamata; Sphaerodactylidae. Gene Ontology annotation, cellular component: membrane. Bases 62 to 502 code for a protein of 146 amino acids. Gene Ontology annotation, biological process: response to oxidative stress; mitochondrial respiratory chain complex I assembly.
AGUCGCUGUUUGGCCGAGGAAAGUCAAGGUAACUCGGGUGUCCCCUCUUUUUCGGGAGAAAAUGGCGGAGUACGUUCAGGUGGUGAAGAGGGCGAUGCAGCAGCUUGGCGGUCAUGGUGGCCUUCGCGGGGCCAUGUGGCAACUCCUCAGGGUCAAUGACCUGAAGACUGGUAUGUUAGUAGGCACUGACAAAUAUGGAAACAAAUAUUAUGAAGACAAAAGGUACUUUUUUGGUCGUCACAGGUGGGUGGUGUAUACUGAAGAAAUGAAUGGCAAAAAUACAUUCUGGGACGUGGAUGGAAGCAUGGUCCCACCUGAGUGGCAUCGCUGGCUUCACUGCAUGACAGACGACCCUCCAACUACACACCCACCAGUGGCUCGUAAAUUCAUUUGGGAUAACCAUAAAUUCAAUCUAAGUGCCACUUCUGGACAGUAUGUACCAUAUUCUACCACCCGUAAGAAGAUACAGGAGUGGAUUCCACCUUCUACACCUAGCAAAUGAAUGAGAAAGAACUUGAUGGUUUGCAAGAUGUUAGGUAUAUAGCAGGAAUUGUAUCUUACAUGUAUAUUUAAAAUAAAAGUCUCUGACCAGAAUUUGUUUUGAGAACAUAAAUAUUUUAUCAUAAAUGACUAAUAAAUGGCAUAUGGUGAUUAAUAUAUGUCAGUGUAGAAAGAACACCCCUGUUUCAUGUUGUUGCUCUUGUGAAUAUACUGGUUGUCCAGAAUAACAGUAUUGUCUCAGGAAUGGAGUUACUCAUGCGUUUGAUCAUGCCUCUUUGAUAUGAUUUUUUGAGAAUGUGUGAAUGCUUCGUGCUGCAGUAAACUUUCAGUAGAGGUGAUGACCACUGCGAUUUAACAGUUAAUCUACAAGAGGGAAAACUUGAAGUGGUCAGUCUUUCUUGGUUAUUAAAUGAAGCUAGUAAGAUCCCUGCAGAUGCUUAUGUCAUGCCAUCAGUUGGUGAGUAGUCAGUGUAAUAUCUUGGUUAUCUUUUUGCAGUUUGAUCUUGAAAUUACUUCCGUGCAUUUCUGUACCUGUGUGACACCCACUCUGCUGCCUGUUAGUUAAAUUAAUUAAAAUUGAUUCUCCCAAAACAUUUUACGUAUCUAGAUAUAUUUGUGGUAAAAUGGAUGAGGCAAGAGAUAUGUUGUAAGCUGCUUUGGGUAUCCAGUGGAGAGAAAAUCACUAUAUACCAAUCUAAGUAAAUGUUACACUGUAACUGUCGGCUAGAUAGUCACAUUUAUUUGCAAGUUCCAUUUGUUUCAGUGGGACUUUCUUCCAAAUGGGGAUAUGAUUGCAGCUUGAGUGGCUGUAAAAACAAGAAUCUGUUCAGGUAUUUCUGUACCCAGUCAGAGCUACAUGCAGUGGAGUGACAUGAGACCUGUUCCCAUAUCCACCUACAUGUAAGCUGUUACUAGAAGAUUAAAAAUCUGAACCAUCUUUUAA